AUGCUCGUUCCAUUCCGGACUCCGUUCAAUAAUCCCGGCUUCACGCAGCUGUGCCUUUUGUUGUUCAACAGAGGUUGGGUUUGGAUAGAGGAGAUGCUCAUCGUUCUCCGUAAACAUGCUCAAAGUUCCAGAAGGAUUGAACGCAUCGUUUAUAAUGCUUGUAAGAAACUCUUUGGUGACACCACCACCAUCGAUGCCAGCUUCCACAGUGUCAAACUGGUCAAUAAACGUAAUCUGGAUAGGCUCCUUGAAUGCCUCCCCGAGUGGGUAAAAUUGCUCAAAGGCAUCUUCAAAAAGGUUUUCCCUCCGUAUGUCCGCAUGGUGUUUACUUAG
This is a messenger RNA of Trichophyton rubrum CBS 118892, 333 nucleotides long. RefSeq lists its product as uncharacterized. The record is from RefSeq and is a predicted model, not a curated record. The transcript has a single exon. The coding region runs from base 1 to 333 and encodes 110 amino acids. Lineage: Eukaryota; Fungi; Ascomycota; Eurotiomycetes; Onygenales; Arthrodermataceae.